Molecule: messenger RNA, 240 nt
Organism: Strongylus vulgaris
Lineage: Eukaryota; Metazoa; Nematoda; Chromadorea; Rhabditida; Strongylidae
Source: the annotation of a GenBank genome assembly
AUGGCGCAGAGGAAUGGGCUCUAUGCGUUAUUAGCGGCCGGUAUGCUUGACUUGCAGCCGGACGCCGAACACGGUCAGCUAUACACCAUUCACGGCGUAUUCAACAACACCCUAUAUGUUGCACUGCUGUUCGCCGUUACGACGGAAAAGCACGUCAAGACCUAUGAAGUGAUAUUCAGGCAGCUGAUAAAGGAGUUGCAGAGGUGCGCUGGACAGUUUACGCAUAGUGCUGGAUUUUGA